UUCUGUUUUUCCCGUCUCUGUAUCUGUAGUGUUUGAAUAACAUCAUCACCAACAACAAAAACAACAGCUGCCGCUGCUGCUCUCUCUCCCUCUUAUAAAUAUGAAUAACAUCACCAAUUAUUAGAAGUUCUCUCUCUCUCUGGUUUGGACCUUGUGUGUCUUCUUGAACCUCCCAAAUCGAUAUCUUUCCAGCUCGAUCUUCUUUCUGCUCGUAUAUUUCCGAACCUCCCUCAUCUUCUUUCGAUUUCUGUACAUUUUUACGUAUAUAUUCGGUACAUAUAUCUGUUUCUUUUGGGUAAAUAUUCGAUCUCUCUCUCACUUGUGCUCCCUUUGCCUUUAUUUGAUUCCGUUUUCCCCUUGAUUGAAGAGAUCAAAAGCGCUCUCUCUCUCUCUCUCGCGUUGGCUGGGAAUGGAAGAAAAGGAGUUGGUGUUGGAAUAAUAAACAGUAAUUGUAGGCAGAGGUCAAAGAGAAGAGCAUGUUGUGUUCGAAGCAGCCUAACUCGAUUGUAUGCGCAGUGGGAGUUGUUUCUUGGAGACUAUUUCGCUGAUGUAUAUUCACAUAUUAUUCGUAAAUAUAGAUAACUGGAUGCAAUUCUGAUAAUAUAAUCCCUUAGCCAGAGCCUGAGCCCCUAAGGCUCGGCGGGGGGGGGGGGCGAUCUGGAAUAUUAUCAAUGGCGUCGCCAGAGAAUGAGCCCUCCUCCCACUCUCCCUCUGUCGUUGACGAAUCCCUUGGUCCUCCUCCUGCCCACGCUUUUAUGCACAAAUUCAGGCUUUACGAAACGCGAUCGAAUUUUUACAUGAUAGGAAGGGACAAGAGCAGAACAUAUUGGAGAGUGCUAAAGAUUGACCGGUUGGACCCUUCAGACCUAAACAUCCAGGAAGACUCUACCAUGUAUACGGAACCGGAGUGUUCUGACUUGUUGAGGCGGAUACAUGAAGGAAACAAGUCCACAGGUGGACUAAAGUUUGUCACUACUUGUUAUGGAAUUGUCGGGUUCAUCAAAUUUUUGGGUCCUUAUUACAUGCUGCUUAUCACAAAAAGAAGACAGAUUGGUGCAAUCUGUGGUCACACUGUAUAUGCUGUCUCCAAGAGUGAGAUGAUUCCAGUUCCAAACUCUGACGUUCAGAACAGUAUCACUAAUUGGAAGAAUGAGAACAGAUACAAGAAGCUCCUGUGCAUGGUGGAUCUCACAAAGGAUUUCUUUUUUAGCUACUCUUACCAUAUUAUGCGUAGUCUUCAAAAGAACUUGUGUAAUAAAGACACUGGCCAGGUUCUCUAUGAAACCAUGUUUGUCUGGAAUGAGUUCUUGACUAGGGAAAUCCGGAAUCACCUCCAGAAUACGCUUUGGACAGUUGCUUUGGUUUAUGGGUUUUUUAAGCAGGCAACACUUUCUCUAUAUGGACGAGAAUUCAAACUGACCCUAAUUGCAAGGCGUUCCCGUCACUAUGCAGGCACCAGGUAUCUGAAGAGAGGUGUAAAUGAGAAGGGCAGAGUUGCUAAUGAUGUUGAAACAGAACAGAUUGUGUUUGAGGAUGUUCCAGAAGGGUUUCCCAUGCAGAUAAGUUCUGUAGUCCAAAACCGAGGCUCAAUUCCUCUUUUCUGGUCACAGGAGACGUCACGCUUGAAUAUUAAACCAGACAUUAUAUUGUCAAAGAAGGACCAAAAUUUUGAAGCCACCAGACUUCAUUUUGAAAAUCUUGUCAAUAGAUAUGAAAACCCUAUAAUAAUUUUGAAUUUGAUUAAGUCACAUGAGAAGAAGCCCCGAGAGUCCAUCCUCCGUGCAGAGUUUGCUAAUGCAAUUGAUUUCAUUAAUAAAAGUUUGCCAGAGGAGAACCGUCUCAGGUUUCUUCACUGGGAUCUACAUAAACAUUCUCGGAGCAAAGCUACAAAUGCAUUACUCCUUCUGGGCAAAGUGGCUGCAUAUGCAUUGACACUAACGGGAUUCUUUUAUUGCCAAGUAACACCAGCCUUUAGGCAUGAAGGGUGUGUGAGAUGGCUUUUGUCUGGGAAUUUGGACAAUGAUAACGUUUCUCCUCAGAGGCACUGCAACUGUGAUAAUGAGGAUGAUGAUUACUUAGAAAGGAAACUUGGUGGUUGUAAUAAUGGUGCUAGUAAUGUUGCUAAUGGGAAUCACCCUGUCAAGCCACCCAUGUUUCAGAAAGGGGUUCUCAGGACCAAUUGUAUAGAUUGCCUGGAUCGCACUAAUGUUGCUCAAUAUGCUUAUGGAUUAGCAGCUCUUGGACAACAACUUCAUGUUCUGGGAGUCGCAGACAACCCAAAGAUAGAUCUUGAUGCUCCUUUAGCUGAUGAUUUUAUGGGGUUUUAUGAGAGAAUGGGUGACACACUUGCUCACCAAUAUGGUGGCUCAGCUGCUCAUAACAAGAUAUUCUCCGAGAGAAGGGGUCAGUGGAAAGCAGCAACGCAGUCUCAAGAAUUCUUCAGAACUCUUCAACGAUAUUACAGCAAUGCCUAUAUGGAUGCGGAGAAACAAGAUGCAAUUAAUUUAUUCUUGGGUCACUUUCAGCCGCAACAGGACAAACCUGCACUUUGGGAACUGGAUUCAGACCAGCACCAUGAUGCGGAUAGGAAUGGGCAUACAUAUGUGGAUGAAGAUGGAAGGUCGAUUUUCAAACGAUCCUUAUCAGAUGGGAACAUACAUGGUGAAAGCAGCUCUCCCAUGUCAGCCAAGAAUGUGAAGCAUGCUUCUAACUCAGUUUUGCCUGAGCAAUCACAAGGAUCAAGCAACUUUCUAUCUGAAUCAUCACCAGAAAUAUCAACUUGUGAAAGUGAUAUAGCUUUUUCGAGGUAUACCCCAUCAAUACCUCGCAGGCAGCUUUUUGGAGAUAUGCAAAGAGAUCGAUGCCUUGAAACCAAUCAUAUUUACUUCUCAGAACAUGGAGAUAUGUCCAACUGCUCAAAUUUUCUUGACCUUGACUGGUUAUCUUCCUCUGGGAAUUCAUGCGAGGAAGAGCAAUUUGAGAGGUCAUCAUUGCUCACAAACUCUUCAGUUGCUGGGUUUUCGUCAGAAAAUGUUGUCAAUGGAGUGAUGGGAGAAACUACCCCCUCCACAAGUGAAUAUGGAUCCAGCAUGAAAGGGAGGGAGCAGACCGGAACAGAGCUAUCUUAUGGGUGCUGUAACUGAUCCAUGGAGAAGAGACCAUAUUGAGUAUAGCAAGGGUAGCAGGAACAAGAGAGAUCAGAAGCGGAGAAUCCGGCAAUUUUUCUGUAAGAUGUUUUCCCACGAAGCAAUCCUCUGGGCCCUCCUCAUCUAUGACUUGCAGCAUUAAGUUCCAUCCGAGAAACCACGAUCAGAACCCAAUACCAAAGUACAAGAGUAAAUAGGCAACGAUUAAAAAUUCUUUUUGGAGCUCAUCUUCUUCCUUCUUAAUCCUAGUAUUCGCGGACUCGUGUAGGGAUGCCGCUUUUGUAAAUAUCAUCAUUCUACUUGACCGAGCUCCAGUUUCAGAAUUGCAGGUCAUUGAUUCUUUAUAUUGCUUCAUGUUUAUUUGUGGUCAAGCAUUCUGAGAUCCAGGUACUGUAGAACUCCCUCCCUCCCUCUUUUGAUAUGUGUAAUUGUAGAGCCUGAAGAUCUAGCCCUCCCCAACGGUCUGUUUACAUGGAUCUUUUCUUAUGGGUAGGUAUCUACGAAGGACGUCUGUUCAUUGAUUGAAAUGGACACUUCUUUUAAGCUUACGCUUUUGUAAGUUUUUGCUCCAUCCAAUGUUAAAAAGUGAGAGGAAAAAUCCUAACAUUCAGAGACAGAAAGAAUGCUCGUGUAUAUAAAGUGUUUAGCAUGUUUAGAAAGGUUUGUUGGGAUAAAGACAUUCAUGAUAUUGGUGCCCAUCGACUUUAGGGAGCAAUGAGAAUCUUUUGAAAAUAAA
This is a messenger RNA of Juglans regia (Persian walnut), 3882 nucleotides long. RefSeq names its product phosphoinositide phosphatase SAC3-like. Lineage: Eukaryota; Viridiplantae; Streptophyta; Magnoliopsida; Fagales; Juglandaceae. The record is from RefSeq and is a predicted model, not a curated record. The transcript has 17 exons. Bases 672 to 3143 code for a protein of 823 amino acids. Gene Ontology annotation, biological process: phosphatidylinositol dephosphorylation. Gene Ontology annotation, molecular function: phosphatidylinositol-3,5-bisphosphate 5-phosphatase activity. Gene Ontology annotation, cellular component: intracellular membrane-bounded organelle.